UUAAAAGAAAAAAAAAAAACGUAUAUGUUUUCAAAGGAUUCUCGUGAAAGAAGUCCCAACAGUUGAUCCAAGAAGCGAGGGAGAUUAAACCGCAUUUUUCCCCUCAAAUCAAAGUCCCCUCGCGCCAAAUGGUCCUCGAAUCAAUGAACUCCAACACAACCAAAAAAAUGAAUAUUUAUAACCCCUGGGAACAAUAGAUUCGUUUCUAAUUCAUCAAUUCUUGUUCAACAUUCGAAGAAUUCAACGAAAAUACCGAAGUCUUCUUCGAAUCGACAAGUUUCCACGCCAAAAAAGUUUUCCCCUUUUUCUCCUGACAUCAAACUUCAAUUUCCCAUUCAUUGAUUUCCCACGGUGCGUUUCCCUGUUCCUCUCCCGCGUUCGGAUCGAUAAAGCGUCGCGGCGCAAGAAAAAUGGCCGAGGAAGACAACCUCGAAUACUACAUCACGUUCCCGAACCCGAAUUUCGACUAUAAGAAUCAGAAUGGCGACGAUUUCGUCUUCGUCAUCGACGAGGAAAAAGUCCCUGUCGUUAUCCUGUUCGGAUGGGCCGGAGCCGAAGACAAAUACCUCAGCGUCUACUCCAAGAUAUACGAGGAAAAGGGGCUGAUAACCCUCAGGUACAUCUCCCCGGUCAAAUACCUCUUCUGGAAGCAAAACAGGAUGGCCAAGAUCGGGGAGAAACUGGUCAAGCUACUCAACGACCUCAACUUCGGUAACCACCCCAUCAUAAUUCACUGUUUCUCCAACGGUGGGGCGUUUCAGUAUCAGUUCUUCUCGCAGGCCCUCAAACUUAGCCCCAAACCGAUGCAGAUUAAAGGUGUCAUAUUCGAUUCAGCACCAGGUAAACGGAGGGUGCUGAGUUUAUUCAGGGCCAUAAGAGCGAUAAGAGGCGGGAAUAGACUGUUGAACCUACCCAUAUGUUUUUUCAUGACAAUGUUCUUCACCACCAUGUGGUUACUAGAGAUAAUCCAAAGUUACUUCGUUAAGAAGAGCGUCCUACACAUGAAUCCCUUGGAAAACCUCAAGCACGAGGAGAAUAGAUGGCCCCAACAUUUCAUAUACUCGAAAACGGACGUUUUAAUCCCUUACCAAGAUGUGGAAUACUUUGCGAGCUACAGGAAAUCCCUGGGAGUCGAUAUAAGUCUGAAAUGUUAUGAUGACACUCCCCACGUUCGACACUAUCCCUACAACAGGGCCAGCUAUACGCAGAGCGUUUGUAAUUUCAUGAACAAAUGUCUGAAUAUGUACACUUAAAGGGUCUGGAGAAACUAGACGAAGGAUAUUAAUUGAUCUAGAAGAGUGUUUAUUGCCUUCUGAACGAUAGAGCCAAUUGUGAUACGUUAACUUUGGUCUCAAGGAUUACUACUUUUAAAUCAGGAUGGCUGACGAGAUACAGUCAUCAAUUAGGUGUAGUUUUAGCCUUCAAUUUCUCGCUUGUAGGGUUAACGUUGGAGACAGUGGAAUUUCUCUCCUUGAAUAACAGUUUUUUUUUUAAAUUGAAUAAGGAUUUGGUCUGGAGCUCCUGUUUCACAGUGCAUUUCAACUUGUGAUAUUUUGUACGUUAAUUUCCCUCUCUAAUAAAUUUUAUCACUGUUUA
Molecule: messenger RNA, 1596 nt
Organism: Coccinella septempunctata (seven-spotted ladybird)
Lineage: Eukaryota; Metazoa; Arthropoda; Insecta; Coleoptera; Coccinellidae
Product: transmembrane protein 53-like
Exons: 5
Coding region: 411-1253 (280 amino acids)
Source: RefSeq, a predicted model, not a curated record